Molecule: messenger RNA, 3240 nt
Organism: Cheilinus undulatus (humphead wrasse)
Lineage: Eukaryota; Metazoa; Chordata; Actinopteri; Labriformes; Labridae
Product: tripartite motif-containing protein 16-like
Exons: 1
Coding region: 202-1854 (550 amino acids)
Molecular function (GO): protein binding; zinc ion binding
Source: RefSeq, a predicted model, not a curated record
CGCUGUACGUCUGAACUUUGUGCUCUUACUUGUAAAAAAUAAUCUGCAGCUCUGGACGUUUCUCUGUGAGUCUUCCUCAGAUUUCUCUGAGUCAUCUUUAACAAGUUAGAAACAAACAGAGUCAGAAGGACUGUAAUAUUGUUUAGAUCAGAGCUCUGAGUUGUUUCAUUUUAGAGAAAGCGUAACUCAUCCAGGGCUGAAAUGGCGGGGCUGGACCGAGACUCUUUCUCUUGUUCCAUUUGUUUGGAUCUACUGAAGGAGCCGGUGACUAUUCCCUGUGGACACAGCUACUGCAUGAGCUGUAUUAAAAGCCACUGGGAUACAGAGGGGGAGAAUAAGAGCUACAGCUGCCCUCAGUGUAGGCAGACCUUCACACCCAUGCCUGUGCUGGUGAAAAGCACUAUGUUGGCAGUUUUGAUGGAGGAGAUGAAGAAGAGCAGACUCCAGGCUGCUCCUGAUGAUCACUGCUAUGCUGGAGCUGAAGAUGUGGCCUGUGACGUCUGCACCGGGAGGAAACUGAAAGCCCAAAAGUCCUGUCUGGUGUGUUUGGUCUCAUUUUGUGAGAAACACCUUCAACCUCAUAAAUCUUCAGCCUUUGAAAAGCACAAGCUGGUGGAGCCGACCAGAAAGCUCCAGGAGAACGUCUGCUCUCGUCACGAUGAGGUGAUGAAGAUGUUCUGUCGCACUGAUCAGCGCUCCAUCUGUUAUCUCUGCUCUGUGGACGAACACAAAGGCCAUGACACCGUCUCAGCGGCAGCAGAGAGGGCUGAGAGGCAGAGAGAGCUCCAGGGGAGUCGGCUCAAAAUCCAGAAGAGAAUCCAGGACAGACAGAAAGAUGUGAAGCUUCUCCAACAGGAAGCGGAGGCUAUCAAUCGCUCCGCUGAUAAAGCAGUGGAGGACAGUGAGAAGAUCUUCACCCAGCUGAUCCGUCUCAUGGAGCAAAGACGAUCUGAUCUGAAGCAGCAGGUCCGAUCACAGCAGGACGCUGAGAUGAGUCGAGUCAGAGAGCUUCAGGAGAAGCUGGAGAAGGAGAUCGCUGAGCUGGAGAGGAAAGACGCUGAGCUGGAGACGCUGUCACACACAGAGAACAACAACCACUUUAUACACAGCUACCCCUCACUGUCACAAAUCAGUGAAUCUGCAGACUCAUUCAGCUCUGACCUUCAUCCUCUGAGCUACUUUGAGGAUGUGACAGUGGCUGUAACAGAAGUCAGAGAUCAGCUUCAAGAAGUUCUGAGUGAGAAGUGGACCAACAUCACACAGACAGUGACUGAUGUGGAGGUUUUACUGUCGGCAGAGCCCAAGACCAGAGCUGAGUUCUUAAGAUUCUCAUGUGACAUCACUCUGGAUCCAAACACAGCAAACAAUCAGGUCUCACUGUCUGAUGGGAACAGAAAAGCAACAUUUACAGAAUCCAACCAGUGUUAUUCCAAACACCCAGACAGAUUUACUGCUUGGUGUCAGGUUCUGAGCAGAGAGAGUCUGCCUCGGCGUUGUUACUGGGAGGUGGAGUGGGCUGGUUCUGUGGUUGGUUUGGCAGUUUCAUACAAGAAUAUCAGCAGAUCAGGGAGCUCUGAGUCUCUAUUUGGAGGAAAUGACAAAUCCUGGAAGUUAGAUUGCUACAACAACAGUUAUAGAUUUGCACACAAAAAUGCCAGUACUCCAGUCUCAGGUCCUCAGUCUAACAGACUGGGUGUGUAUAUGAAUAGCAGAGCAGGUAUUCUGUCCUUCUACAGCGUCUCUGAGACUAUGACUCUCCUCCACAGAGUCCAGACCACGUUCACUCAGCCUCUGCAUGCUGGACUUUGGUUGUGUGGUUACAGAGACAAUGCCAAAUUCUGUAAACUCAAGUAGAAAAUCAAAGAGCAAAGAUGAUCAGAAUGAUGACUUUAAACAAGGGUUGCAUAUUUCAGUCUCUUUCAUUUUUAUAACAAUAAUGCUUUGCUUCCACUUGUACUCUUUUUUUGACUCUUUUAUGAUACGUGGAUGAUUAGCAUCAGCUUUGGGUGGAGCUGUGGUUCAGUGCAGGGUGCUGUAUAGGAAUGAAAAGGCCUUUGAUUGUUUGCAAUUUCCCAUAAAAUAAAGAAGGCAAGUUAGCAAAACUUAAGAGUGUCCCAGCCUGGGUGAUAUAUUUAUACUUUAAAAGCUACAAUAUGUAGAAUCUUUGCACUGAAUUAUCUAUAUCAGAGCUGUCAAAUUAUUGUUAUUUUUAGUAAAUCAUUUUGUUGCAUUUUAAAUGUCACUGUUUUGCAUUUGAAACUGUUUUUGUGUUAUGUUGGAUGUUGGUAGUGUCUUUGGAUGCAGACCUACUUUUAUGAGAUCAUGAAUGAAACCUAAGCACAGAAAAAUGAACCUGUUAUGGAUUUCAAAGCAAAUAAGAGAGAUUGAAAAUGAAAAUGUCUGAUAUGUCUGAUGUUUCUUGCUCCUGUCUAUGUUCAGCCAUGACAGCAUUAAAGACAGAACAAAGAACACAUUUCUGUGCUCACAGUGUUUCUUCAUCAUCUGGAGCUGUUUUCACCUCCUGGUCUGGUUCAGAUCACUCAUGUGUAUUUGUGUUUCUGCUCUUCAAAGUUGGGCAAAGUACAAAAACAGGAUCCCUCCCAUUGUAAUUUUUUUUUCCGAUCUGUCUGUUGGGGCACCUAUCUGACCCUAUAGGGUGGGGCUUGACACAGUGCAGUCCAAUGAUUGGCCAGAACAAUCCUCACCUCCUUUAAACAUGCUUUUUUUAACCAUUGUUAGAGGUGGACUGUACCAGUAGGCAAAGGUAGGCAUAACUUACUUAACCCUUUUCUCCUGCACCAGUCUGUUUUCAGAACAUUUGGGAUUUUAAAGGGAUAUUUCACUAUUUUUGAAGCUGGGCUGUGUGAGGUAUGUAGCAGUAGUAGUGGUGUUAUCCCCCUGUGAUUUCAGUGAGUGUUGCUCCUUUAAGAAGAACUCUCUGGUUGUAGCGGCCAGGAAGCUAGGAUAUACAUAGCAUUUUGAUACAUUUUACAUAGACAAAUAGAGGGCGUUUAAUGGUUUUAUUUUUUAUUAUCAUUUAUAUCAUUAUCAAAGUAAGUACCUCACAUCGUGAUACAUCUUUUAGUCCACAUCCCAUCACAGUAAAGUCUAAAGCAGGGGUGUCAAACUCAAGGCCGGGGCCAAAUCUGGCUCAUGGUCGGCCCACAAGUUCGUAUCAUGUAUUCUUAUUAUAACUGUCCCUAAAAUAUGAGGUCCACAGAUUUCUUCAAGUAUAAAAAU